Aspergillus chevalieri is the source of this 1545-nucleotide messenger RNA. RefSeq names its product cytochrome P450. The transcript has 5 exons. Gene Ontology annotation, molecular function: oxidoreductase activity, acting on paired donors, with incorporation or reduction of molecular oxygen; iron ion binding; monooxygenase activity. The record is from RefSeq and is a predicted model, not a curated record. NCBI's taxonomy places the organism in Eukaryota, Fungi, Ascomycota, Eurotiomycetes, Eurotiales, Aspergillaceae. The coding region runs from base 1 to 1545 and encodes 514 amino acids.
AUGGACAUUUCAACGGUGGGCGUUGCUUUUGGCGUUAAGUCUUGGUGUAUCAACCUAGCAGGGAUUCUGGGCCUAAUCUGGAUUUCCUACACAAUUAUCUACAACCUCUACUGGACGCGUCUGAAGCGCUUUCCAGGACCACUGCUAUGGAAAGUCUCGCGCAUUCCAGCGCAGCUGUCGAUGCUGCGUGGCUUUUCGCAUUUAGACGUCACCGCGCUACACGAGCGCUACGGUCCAGCAGUGCGGAUUGGGCCGAAUGAAUUGGCAUUUAACACACCCCAGGCCUUCCGCGACAUCUAUAACAAUCGUUCUGGGAAGUGUUUUCCCAAAGCCCGGAGUUACUAUCCCUUACCGGUUAACGGGGUGGAACCUGUUUCUGUCGCGGUGGAGGAUGAUGUUCAUGCGAGGCAGCGGCGGCUGCUAUCGUAUGGAUUCUCAGAUCGGGCGCUGAGAGAGCAGGAAGGUCUCAUUAUGGGGUUUGUGAAUACGCUUAUCGAGCGGUUGACUGGUGAGGUUGAGAAGGGGAGUGGAGAAGCGAAGGUCGAUAUUAAGGAGUGGAUGAAUUUCGCUACGUUUGAUAUCACUGGUGAGCUUACGUUUGGGGAAUCGUUUAACUGUCUUCAGGAUAGCGAAUUGCAUCCGUGGAUCGGGGUCAUUUUCAAGUCCAUCAAGCAGGGCUCCUAUCUCAUUGUUGCUGGGCAGUUUCCCUGGGCGCAGAAGUUGUUGGUGAAGAUGAUCCCGCAGAGGUUGAUGCAGAAAGCUUUCGAUCAUUUCAAUCUGAGUGCCAUGAAAGCCGAUCGUCGCCUGGCGAAUAAGACUAGCAGGCCGGAUUUUAUGUCUGCGAUUUUAAAAGGCGGGUUGAGUGAGGAGCCGGGUGUUUAUCGCGGUUCUGAGAAGAUUAUGAGUCGGGAUGAGGUGCAUUCGAAUGCUUUGAUGUUGAUCUUGGCCGGUAGUGAAACAUCGGCUACACUCCUUUCCGGAUGUGUCUAUUACAUCUGUCGACACCCAACCGCCUUGAAAAAGCUCACAAAGGAGGUCCGCUCCUUUCUCACCGGUGAUCAAGAUAUCACGAUGAGCAAAACCUCAAAACUCCCAUAUUUGGCCGCGGUAAUUGAAGAGACACUACGAUUAUAUCCACCCGUUGCAGCUGGGUUACGCCGCAUCGUUCCAAAAGGGGGCGCCACAAUCGAUGAAUACUUUGUUCCCGAAAAUACCAUCGUUGCAUGCCAUCAAUACGCUUCUUUCCAUUCCUCAUCCAACUUUGCCUGUCCCGACGACUUCAUCCCUGAACGAUGGCUAGGAAUAGAUCCUCGCUUCGACGAUGACAAGAGGACUGCUCUUCAGCCAUUUAGCCUUGGGCCUAGAAAUUGUCCGGGCAAGAAUCUUGCAUACAGCGAAGUCCGUCUUAUUCUCUGUAAAUUGCUGUACAACUUCAACGUCGAGCUGCGGUCUGAAUGUACCGACUGGAUUGACCAGGAGUCAUAUUUUCUUUGGGAUAAACCGGCGCUUUGGGUUACUUUGAAGGAGAGGAUCUCGAGCACCUAA